Monoraphidium neglectum is the source of this 363-nucleotide messenger RNA. RefSeq lists its product as hypothetical. NCBI's taxonomy places the organism in Eukaryota, Viridiplantae, Chlorophyta, Chlorophyceae, Sphaeropleales, Selenastraceae. The record is from RefSeq and is a predicted model, not a curated record. The annotation marks the transcript as partial. The transcript has a single exon.
AUGCGCAGCCUUCGGGCGCUGGUCCGCUGGCACAGCGCAUGUCAGCUGGGUGGUCCCUUGGUUCCCGAGGUGCCCUGCGCAGCAGCAGAGGUGCUGUCCGUCUCAGCUUUGCCGAGCGGUGCCUGGCGCACUGCCGCCCCAGCGCUGCUGCAGGCAUGGCGCAUCAGCAGCGGCCCCAGCAGCGGAGUCGGAGGCGGUUGGCAGCAAGCAGCGGCAUACAGCGGCCACAGCGAUGUUAAAAGAGCUGCCAGCGACGGCGGCAGUGGCAGCGGCAGCACCAGCGCAGAGCCCCUCGGCUUUGUUCGCGGCGGCUUCAAAGUCGAGGACUUCCCGCCAGAGCGGAUACGAAACUUCAGCAUCGUG